Molecule: messenger RNA, 1116 nt
Organism: Guillardia theta CCMP2712
Lineage: Eukaryota; Cryptophyceae; Pyrenomonadales; Geminigeraceae
Exons: 7
Coding region: 1-1116 (371 amino acids)
Molecular function (GO): monooxygenase activity
Source: RefSeq, a predicted model, not a curated record
AUGAACAGGCUAGCGCUCAAGCAAAAGUCGGUCGCUUCCGAACUGAUGGACCUCGCACCAGCCCUUGCGAAGCCCGAGGACGAUGUUCCCAUAGUACUCACGUCUAACGCAGUUUACGUUCUGUCUCAGCUCGGUCUCUCGGACAUGGUCAAGAAAGCGCCUCAGUUGGACAAGUGGGAGAUCCGCAACAUGGGAGACCAGGUGAUGGGAGGUCUAGACUUCAAGAGCAUAGCAGAGGAAACUUCGCUCAGGGGCUUCCCGACGAUCUGCAUGCAGAGGAACGAGCUGGUGCGGCAGCUGGUGAAGGCUGGGUCGGCCCUCGACGACAAGUCUGGCAUGAGAAUGGCGUGCGGGAUUAAGUCGCUGGAGAUGAAGCAAGGAAGUGCUCACGUCAGCUUCAGCGCGAGCACAGUGAAGCCGAAGAGCUACCGGAUGGUGGUGGGAGCAGACGGACUAGCGAGUAAGGUCAGAGAGCUCCUCGUCGGGCCGAUAGGAGGCAAGCACGUGCAGAUCAAGUUCCCAGGAUGGGGGAGGUGGAUGUGUACGAUACCGGCAGCACUGUUCCCUCUUGCGUCGGGGGAUAGGACGAUGACGGAGUUCUGGAAGGAGGGGAGACGGAUAGGAUCAUGGCCGUGUGCUGGGGGCAAUGUGGUGUUCUAUGGCACAGUGCUUCAUCCUCGUCCUGCGCCCAUCCCCGACAACCCUCAAGCAAGGAUCGAUGCUUUCUGCAAGGACUUCGAGUUUGUCAAGGAGGAUUUUGGAGGAGCGAUUGAAAGGAUUUUUGAGCAUCUUCACGCCAACAAGAAGAGGAUAGAUCUCAAGCUCGAGUACCCCGCGCAGGCGAUCGAAGAUGCUUUCUCGCUUGCCAACGCCAUCGUCAGCGCUGAAGGCGGAAAGCUACUGCCAGAAGAGGACAUGGACAUAGCGCUGCGAGCAUGGAGGACCGCAAGGAGGUCAAAGGCAGCCAUCGUUGAGCAGGCGUCCGAAGAAUUCCACAAGGCUGCCAAGUCCUUCUCAAACAAGGGGCUGAUGGGAUUCAUCACGAGCCGUCUGGCUCCGGUGGCAGUCAACGAGCGUUCGAUGAAUGCUCGGUUCAGAAAGGUUUACAGGCUAUAG